CUGAGUAUUGCAGCAUGUGAUCGAUUUAGUGCUGAUCGAAUCCAGGAAGUACUUGUAGCGGUUCUGUUUUCGUUUUAGAUAUAGUGCAUACUUAGAAAGAGAAUGUCGGUUGGUGACGACAUUUAUAGAAGGUUCCGUGGCAACGAUUCGCGUGGUGUCAAGGAUGCCAUGAGCGGAUAUGCAACCCCAUCGUCUGACAGCGGCGGUAGCUACUUGAUGCAACAUCAAGCUCAGCUACAGGGGCAAAGAUCAAUGGAAGCUAGUAAGCAGAUGUUGUAUAAAGUCUAUGGGAACGUUAUAAGUAUCCUUGAAGAAUAUGAGCAGCGUGACUCCCCCGGCAAACGGUUUGCAAGAUCGGACAUCCAUAUCCCUGAUCAGUCACGGAAGGGCAAAGAUGACGUUGAAAGCAUCGUCGAGACGCAGCUUUUGUUGUUUGAAACUCAACUUAAAGCAUGCCCAAGCGAAGUGCGCAAUCAGCUCGGAGAGGAGCUCAAGCAAAAGACAAUCAAAUGGGUCGCCGUGCGCCACGGACAGACGCAAAGCAAGACUGACAAGUUCAUCGCCCAACUGUACGAGAUCCUUGCAAAAGGGCGGACAGAUCAUGCCUUCCACUCUAGGCCAAGGCCGGACAUUACCCCUGAGGUAAUGCGUGAGAACAUUCCCUUCCUGAUGCGUGGUAAACACGAUCAGGCCACCCUUGACCACAGUUUUCGGGAUGACGGAAACCGCAAGGCUGUCGCCCCCAAUGUCAGGGCGGGUCCGGUGGACAGCCUCCAAAUAGGUAGCGAACGGCUUGGAGAGAUAAAUCCGGACCUGAAAAAUUCACUUCGGGGAUAUAGGAAUCAACCAAGUAAUCGUUAAAUUAUGGCCAAACAUCUGUGAUAAAGACGUGCGCGAAGAAUUUUAUGUGUGUUUUGCAUAACUCUUCGUUAAAAAGCCGAACUGUCAUUCGUAUUUAAUAAAAUAUUUAACUACUA
Molecule: messenger RNA, 977 nt
Organism: Dreissena polymorpha
Lineage: Eukaryota; Metazoa; Mollusca; Bivalvia; Myida; Dreissenidae
Exons: 6
Coding region: 103-861 (252 amino acids)
Source: RefSeq, a predicted model, not a curated record